AUUUAAUUUCAUUAGAGAUUAAACUAAGGCACGCGACGUUGAAAUUCUGAAACACAGCUUAUCAUUGGCACGUCUUUUUAUAGAAGCUUAAUUAUGUAAACAGAGACGCAAAGAGAAGCCCAUUCAAGUUUGUCUCUGUGGCUUUGAGGAUUUGAAUUUCUGCUUCAGCAUGGCCGCCUCAAGAACGCUAUUGGCGUUGGCGGUUGCGGCCACAAUGGUGGUUCAAUUAGCCAUGGCUGCUAAUUACACGGUUGGAGAUUCUGGUGGCUGGGAAAUUGGCACCGAUUUCAAAUCUUGGGCUUCCUCCAAAAAAUUCGUCGUUGGGGAUGUUCUAAUUUUUGAGUACUCAGCGAACCACGAUGUGCUUGAAGUUAAUGAGGCAGAUUUCAGCUCGUGUUCAGCGAGCAAUCCGAUUGAGAAGCACACCGACGGCAGCACAGCCAUCGGUCUUUCCACCGCCGGCAAGAGAUUCUUCAUUUGUGGGACGCCCGGCCACUGCAGCACYGGAAUGAAGAUUGAAAUCGACACCCUUGGAACUUCUUCGCCGCCGCCGGAAGCAACUCCGUCCCCUCCGCCGGCACCACCUACUUCUUCUCCGGCUGCACCCCCUAAAGCUGCUGCGAAACCCCCAACAAAAUCUCCUCUGGCUCCACCACCUGAUUCUCACGUGAGCCCGCCGGCGCCGCCUCCUGGACCAACUCCACGAUCACCAGCGCCAGCACCGGAGGCGGAGUCUCCGACCCCUCCAUYUCCAUUUGACAUGCCAUUGAAUCCUACAGCACCUCCCACAACUCCGCCGCCACCGCCGCCUUCAUCGGCUUACAAAUGCCGCUUCACGGCUCAUCUCUCUGUUGGAUUCAGCUUCGUCAUCAUAAUGCUCUUGGCCAUCUGAAAAUUAUUCAUUUUCCAUAUACAUUUCACUGUAAUUCCAYUGUCAUUUUUUGCACUGAUGCUUUCAAUCUACACCAUUCCAAUAAAUAAAAAGGCUUUUUACUAGCCAGGCCAUUUCAAACUA
Momordica charantia (bitter melon) is the source of this 1015-nucleotide messenger RNA. Its product is annotated as blue copper protein 1a. Gene Ontology annotation, molecular function: electron transfer activity. NCBI's taxonomy places the organism in Eukaryota, Viridiplantae, Streptophyta, Magnoliopsida, Cucurbitales, Cucurbitaceae. Gene Ontology annotation, cellular component: plasma membrane. The record is from RefSeq and is a predicted model, not a curated record.